AUGUCUUCCUCUCUUGGUUCUCCUGUUCAAGUCCAAGCCGUCUUCCACAUCUGUGUUGAUAACGUUGCUGAAACCAAGGCAGAACACUGCUGGCUGUCAAUAAAUCGAUCCGAAGACAUGCUACCUUACCUGGAGAUCGAAUCCCGUUCGAAGAGAGAAACCGACAUGAGCGAGCCGGAGUCGCUGGGGAGUAGCAGCGGCUCGGACGAGAUCGCGUUCUCGCAACUACUUGCUUCUGUCGCACGUCCGAUUCCUCAGCCGUUCGUCUCCUCGCCGUGGGGAUCAGCUGUUUCGCAGCCCAUGCUGGGCGGUUCAUUCGGACUGGCACCGACCCCUCCGCCCAUCAAUGACCAGAAGGAGUAUUCACAAAACAAACUUUGCCGACAACAAGUGGUGAAGUGCCCGCUUUGUCAGGAGCCUUUCCGUGAGCCGAAGGUUCUAGCGUGCUUUCACUCAUUCUGCAAAGCUUGCCUCGAACGACAAAUUGACUCUGCAGAGAAGAUUGUUUGUCCGCAGUGUCACAUGGAAACGCAACUCAGUGUCCAGCUUGGUCUCGACUCCCUCCUCUCUGACUACGGUCUCGAGGCUGUUCUUUCUCGACCUAACAUGAUUGAAGAUAAGGGAUUGCUCUUUGGAUCUCCCAGUUCUACUUCUUCAUCCCCUCCUCUUUCAGACUCACCUUGCGAUCAGAAUUCUAACACCACAAACCGCUCGGCGUGUACUGGAUGCAAGUCUGGAGAACGUGCAUCGCACUACUGCCAGGAGUGUACUCACUAUCUCUGCACCAAUUGCACAAUGGCUCAUCAGUAUAUGCAUUGCUUUGAAGGACAUCGGGUUGAACCUAUCUCACAGAUCCAGGCUCCCGUUCAACCGUCGAGCGCUGCUUCUGCCCAUGAACGUGCCUGCAAAUGCUUGCAACAUCGCGCUCAGCCGCUGCGCUUCUUCUGCCUUACAUGCAACUUGGCUAUUUGUCGAGAGUGUACGCUUGUAGAACACGCGCAGCCCUCACAUCAGUAUGAGCCCAUCAGUGAGGUUGCCGACAAACAGUUGAGUACCAUGGAAAUGCUGGUUAACGAAGCACGUAACAAGCACAUCGAACUGUUGGAAAUGUUCAAACAGGUGGAUGCCUCUCAGCAACGACUGAGUGCCAGUCUGAGCCGUGCUCACUCACAGCUUGACGAUAACGUUAACGCCCUCGUGCGCAUCAUCGAUGAGGCGCGCAAAGCUGCUGCGAAAGAGAUCGAUACUGCUUUUUCUGCGAAACAGAUCCAACUCACUAUGGUGGAUAAGCGAAUUCAGCAGAUGACGGAAAAGCUUAGCCAAACAAUCGAUUUCACAACGAGAUUGGUUAAAUAUGCAUCGCCUACUGAAGUAAUGGUGUUCAAGCAGCUUUUAGAUACACGACUUCAACUCUUUUUGGCAUUCAACCCUGACGCUUCAAAUGCUCUGGGAUCUUCUUGCGAGUUAGAGCUAUCUCCGCUUAACUUUGCUAGUGCUCGGCAAGCCAUUCAAGGACUUCUUGGACAAGUUCGCGGCGGCGCUGCGGAUUGGAAUGGACAGGGUAGCUCACAAACAGGAAUGCCUCCCACCCCUAUUGGAAGACCUCCAAGCAGACAGCUUGUGCGCUCCCCGCCUCAGGCCCACAGUGUUCCCCUUGCACCAAACGUGUUCUCUGAGCCUAACAGCUUUCUUCGUCCGAGAAACGAAUUUGGUGGCUCUAGCCAAUCUCUCGGGAAUUUCACCAGCGACGUGUCAUCCUCACUUGACACGUGUGGAGUUCCUGUGUACAACUAUGACAAAUGGUCUAUCGGAGUGGAGCCCAGCAUUGGCAUGCUUGAACCAGGAAAUGUUGAAGACGAAAAGAUAGGAGCAUUGUAUCCACCAAGCCGUUCGCAAAUAAGUCGUCAGAAGAUGAUUUACCACUGCAAAUUCGGCGAAUUUGGCGUUAUGGAGGGUCAAUUCACUGAGCCGUCUGGUGUCGCUGUUAAUGCUCAAGGCGAUAUUGUGGUUGCCGAUACGAACAAUCACCGCAUUCAAGUAUUCGAUAAGGAAGGACGUUUCAAAUUCCAAUUUGGCGAGUGUGGAAAACGUGAUGGCCAGCUGCUUUAUCCCAACAGAGUGGCUGUGAACAAAAUGACCGGUGAUUUUGUGGUUACCGAACGAUCUCCCACUCACCAGAUCCAGGUGUACAAUCAGUAUGGACAGUUCUUACGGAAAUUUGGCGCUAAUAUCCUUCAACAUCCUCGAGGAGUCUGCGUUGACAGUAAAGGUCGCAUUAUUGUGGUGGAAUGUAAGGUGAUGAGGGUCAUCAUUUUCGACAUGUUUGGGAAUAUACUCCAGAAGUUCAGUUGUUCCCGUUAUCUAGAGUUUCCUAAUGGAGUGUGUACGAAUGACAAAAAUGAGAUCCUGAUAUCGGAUAAUCGCGCUCAUUGCAUUAAGGUUUUCUCCUACGAAGGACAAUUUCUCCGUCAGGUUGGUGGUGAAGGGAUCACCAACUAUCCUAUUGGAGUGGCUAUUAAUGCUAUGGGUGACGUCGUUGUUGCGGACAACCACAACAACUUUAAUCUUACUGUGUUCUCGCAGGACGGUGCGAUGAUUGGUGCUCUGGAGUCUAAAGUGAAGCAUGCGCAGUGCUUCGACGUGGCUCUAGUGGACGAAACCAGCGUGGUUCUGGCUUCGAAGGACUAUCGUCUCUAUCUUUAUCGUUUCCAGCGUAGUGCCGGUGGUGGUCAGCAGUAG
This is a messenger RNA of Necator americanus (New World hookworm), 2739 nucleotides long. RefSeq lists its product as uncharacterized. Gene Ontology annotation, molecular function: protein binding; ubiquitin protein ligase activity; zinc ion binding. The coding region runs from base 1 to 2739 and encodes 912 amino acids. The transcript has 21 exons. The record is from RefSeq and is a predicted model, not a curated record. NCBI's taxonomy places the organism in Eukaryota, Metazoa, Nematoda, Chromadorea, Rhabditida, Ancylostomatidae.